Messenger RNA from Aspergillus candidus, 1484 nucleotides. Its product is annotated as pyruvate dehydrogenase (acetyl-transferring) subunit E1 alpha. The transcript is spliced from 4 exons. The coding region runs from base 67 to 1284 and encodes 405 amino acids. The record is from RefSeq and is a predicted model, not a curated record. Gene Ontology annotation, molecular function: oxidoreductase activity, acting on the aldehyde or oxo group of donors, disulfide as acceptor. Lineage: Eukaryota; Fungi; Ascomycota; Eurotiomycetes; Eurotiales; Aspergillaceae.
CUACACCCUCCCCCCCCCACCCCUUCCUCCCAUUCCCCAUUCUUUUCCCGAACAGACAUCUUCAUCAUGCUGUUCCGUGCUGCCUGGGCCCGUCAGGCCGCGCCUCUGCGCCGUCAGGCCUUUGCUCCCCUUGCCCGUCGCUCCGUCACCACCGACGCGGCCUCGUCGCAUGCUGAGAAUAUCCCCCAGGAGGAAGACAAGCCCUUCACCGUUCAACUCUCCGAUGAGAGCUUCGAGACCUAUGAGAUCGACCCGCCUCCGUACACCAUGGAGGUCACCAAGAAGGAGCUGAAGCAGAUGUACUACGACAUGGUCACGAUCCGCCGUAUGGAGAUGGCCUCCGACCGUCUAUACAAGGAGAAGAAGAUCAGAGGUUUCUGCCAUCUGUCGAACGGCCAGGAAGCCGUCGCCGCCGGUAUCGAGCACGCCCUCACCCGCGACGACAAGGUCAUCACCGCCUACCGAUGCCACGGUUUCGCCCUCAUGCGCGGUGGUACUGUCCGCUCCAUCAUCGGAGAGCUGCUCGGUCGCCGUGAGGGUAUCGCCUACGGCAAGGGUGGCUCCAUGCACAUGUUCGCCCCCAACUUCUACGGUGGCAACGGUAUCGUCGGUGCCCAGGUGCCCGUCGGCGCUGGUCUGGCCUUCGCCCAGCAGUACAACGAGGAUAAGACGGCUUCCGUGAUCCUGUACGGUGACGGUGCCGCCAACCAGGGUCAGGUCUUUGAGGCUUUCAACAUGGCUAAGCUGUGGAAGCUGCCGGCCCUGUUCGGUUGUGAGAACAACAAGUACGGUAUGGGUACCUCCGCCGCUCGUUCCUCCGCCUUGACCGAGUACUACAAGCGUGGCCAAUACAUCCCCGGUAUCAAGGUCAACGCCAUGGACGUCCUGGCCACCAAGGCCGCCGUCAAGUACGGCAAGGAGUGGGCCGUGGCGGGCAACGGUCCCCUCGUCUUCGAGUACGUCACCUACCGCUACGGCGGCCACUCCAUGUCCGACCCGGGCACGACCUACCGCAGCCGCGAGGAGAUCCAGCGCAUGCGCAGCACCAACGACCCCAUCGCGGGCCUCAAGCAGAAGAUCCUCGACUGGAACGUCCUGUCCGAGGACGAGCUCAAGGGCCUGGACAAGGACGCCCGCGCCUUCGUCGACGAGGAGGUCGCCAUCGCCGAGGCCAUGGCCGUCCCGGAUGCCACCCCUCGCAUUCUCUACGAGGACAUCUACGUCCGCGGCAGCGAGCCCCGCUGGAUGCGGGGUCGUACCGUCGACGAGACCUUCUACUAUUAGAUUUGGGGGAAACCAACAAAAACGAAAAGCCAAAAUAAUAGAAUGGGAGGAUCGAAAGGGGUCAAACGGGAGCACAUGAUAUAAAGGAGAUAUAAUCAGAUUGGCCGGUUCCUGUGCAUUUACCUACCUACCUUACCUACCUUGCUCUCUACGAUAUGUUUACUAUGUAAUUUAGCCGUGAAUUUAUUAUAUUGCAUUGA